Molecule: messenger RNA, 525 nt
Organism: Contarinia nasturtii (swede midge)
Lineage: Eukaryota; Metazoa; Arthropoda; Insecta; Diptera; Cecidomyiidae
Product: histone H1-II-like
Exons: 2
Coding region: 1-525 (174 amino acids)
Biological process (GO): nucleosome assembly
Cellular component (GO): nucleosome
Molecular function (GO): DNA binding; structural constituent of chromatin
Source: RefSeq, a predicted model, not a curated record
AUGGAUAACUAUUAUGAGAUUAUCACAUUUUUCGUAAUUAUUUCGACAGAAAUUCUAAAUUUCUUUCAUUUUGCUUGGGCUUUUGAGGUUGAUACUUUUCGAAUUUAUUCGGGUCUUUUAAAGCCAAAAAGCAAAGGCGCAUCCGGUUCAUUCAAAUUGUCAGCCGCUGCUCUUAAACCAAAGGUCGAAAAGAAGAAGCCAGUGAAAAAGGCAACAGCUGUCAAUCCGAAGAAACCAAAGGCAGCAAAAAAACCACCAGUAAAGAAACCAGCAGCAAAGAAAGCCGUUUCAUCCACCGCCAAAGUAGCAAAGAAAGCCGCUUCAGCCACCGCUAAAGUAGCAAAGAAAGCCGCUACACCAAAAGUAAAAUCGGUCAAACCAAAGGUGAAGGCUCCAUCAAAGCAAAAGGCAACCAAACCAUCGAAAUCGGCUGCCCCAAAGAAGCCAAAGACAUCAAAACCGAAAACAGCAAAGGAACCAGCCGCAGCCAAAAAGCCAAAGGCUGCCAAAGCACCAAAAGCUUAA